GAGUCGAAUGCAGUUGGAGUCGCUGUUGCCCUCUGUUCUGCGCUGUAUUCAGUAAGUGACUAGCUACUUUGCUUCACAUUGGUGGACCUUUUGAGAAAGCAGGAUGCCUGAAUCAGCGAAUGUAGGAGCUAUGUAUUCACCAAUGAUGGGAUUCAUUUAUGUUUUUAAUCUCAUUGUUGGCACGGGAGCUCUAACUAUGCCCAAAGCUUUUGCCUCAGCUGGAUGGGCAGCUGGAAUCGUUCUUAUACUGUUUCUUGCAUUUAUGAGUUAUAUGUCAACAACAUUUGUUAUUGAAGUAAUGGCGAUUGCGAAUGCAAAGCUACGACACGAUAAAAAGACAAAUCGUCGAGUACGCAACUCGGUAGCGAGAUCGUAUGUAUUGAAUGAUGGUGAUACUUCAUCAUCAGAUCCUUACUUCACAGAGAAUGACAAUGCAGAUGACAAUGUAAUAUUUCCACCGAAUGAAAGCACAAAUACAAACAAUGGGAAUGAUAAUUUCAGUGAAACCAGACCUUUGCUGGAUACAACUCAUUUAGAACGUAAUUAUCAAGGAAAAUACAAUAAAAACACUCCAAGGUCAAGCCUUCAGGAAGAUUAUUUCAAAAUUGAUGAAAGAAUUGAAAUGGGACAAAUGGCUGAUAUGUUUUUCAAUAGAGUGGGACGUAUCUUAUUCUACCUCUGUAUAUCAAUAUAUUUAUAUGGUGAUCUAGCAAUAUAUGCAGCGGCUGUUCCAAAGACAUUGCGAGAUAUCGCUUGUGGUAAUUUAUCCUGCAGUUCGUUGAAUGCAACACACACAGAACCUAAAGAUAGUGAUAUAUGUUGGGCUCCUAAUAUAUCAAGGGGAGAUGCUUACAGGAUAUUUUUGGGUGGAUUCGUGUUAGUCCUUGGACCGUUUACAUUUUUCAAUGUUCAGAAAACAAAAUAUCUUCAACUCAGUACUUCGGUUCUUAGAUGGGUUGCAUUCAUCAGUAUGAUAUCAUUAACCAUAAUCAAAAUAUCAGAGGGCAAAGGUCAAGGCCACCCAAAACCUUUUGAAUUUGAUGGAAUUCCAGUAUUAUUUGGAGUUUGUGUAUAUUCGUUUAUGUGCCAACAUUCCCUGCCUUCACUCAUCACUCCAAUCCGAAACAAAGGUUUUCUAUCAAAACUAUUAGCUGCUGAUUACUCAGUUAUUUUGAUGUUUUACCUGCUGCUUUGUCUAACUGCGAUUUAUGCAUUUGAUAAUGAAAAUCUUAUGGAUAUGUAUACUUUGAACUUUCAGGAUUCAUGUGAUGUUACUGACAAGACAUUUCUUCGUUAUUUUCUUGGAUUAUUCCCAGUAUUUACUCUCGGAACUAGUUUCCCUAUUAUUGCUGUUACUUUGAGAAAUAAUUUGAAGGCAAUGUUCAAUUGCAACAGAUCAAGGCCGUAUCCUUUCGUUAUUGACAAAAUAUUCUUUCCAAUACUUACUAUUGUGCCUCCAGUAGCUGUAGCUUUUGUCACCAAUGAUUUGACUGCAUUAGUUGGAUACACUGGAUCAUAUGCAGGAAGUGGUGUGCAAUAUAUUAUACCUGCUUUCUUAGUAUUGCUCGCAAGGCAGGAUGCAAACAGAGUAUUAGGAGUGAGUGUAGCUUCAAAGAAUACAAAUAGAUCACCAUUCAAACGAAGAGGAUGGAUAAUAGCCAUGUUUAUUUGGGCGAUAGUUUGCAUUGCCUUCGUGACGGCAAAUCAUAUUAUGUCAUCACAACACCACACUGGGAAAAACGGAACAUCUUGGUUAGAAAGCAAGUGGUCUUGGAUGGACGUUGGAAGCUAUUUUUCAAGACAUGUUCAUAUUUCAUGAAAACUUUGAAGUAUUUGAUAUAUCGAUUUUAUUCUCAGUCAUGUUUGUAUGUGCUUUCAUGUUGUUAAAUAUUUAAAUAUUUGAAAGAGAUAAUAAUGAAUUUUCAACUCCCAUGAGGAAUGAGUGAAAUGGUGAUCAGUCAUGAUGUAUUUGACUACUUCCUGAAUACUUCAGUUUCACGUCACCUUGCUUUUUUUUUCAAUUUUAAAUCAUCUCUGCAUCAUGCCUCUUUAAUAGUAGUUCAUAAAAUAAAAUACAUGUACAUGCAACGAUAUUGCUUAUUUAUCUGCAAAAAAAUACCGGUCCUUGUAAUUUUGGCCUAACCUUCGCAGAUGAAAUAUAUUUCAAAUUAAUAAAUUUGUACCGAUAAAUUGCUUUUAGGGAUGAUUUACUUUUUCCCACUAAACAGUGAAAAGUGGCAUAAAAAAGAAAUAAUAAAACACAUCUUUUUCAAUAUCUGUAACUAGUUUCAUUUUCAAUGACUUUUAAUUCCUAUUACUACUGAUUUAUUGUAUUUGAGUAGCUAAAACUGCCAUGUAUCAUAUAGUGUUUGAAUGGUACUCAUGUAAUAGAAUAGACUUCUAGAAAUACAAAUAACAAAAAUACAUUAUAUAUGAAUUGAUUUGCACUCCUUCAUCUUCGCGGAAGGCUCUAUAUUACUAACCGCUCAAACGAGAAGAUUUGGAGUUGCAGGAUUCUAAAUUGUUUGGGUUUAAUAUAGCUUCCCAGACCUUUUUUCACAUCUUGCUCUAUGGGACUUGCUUUUAAAAACGAUUCUUUCGGUCUGUUAAAUGUCCCCUGGAUGAUUUCUUUUCAUCUACUUUGCUUAUUACUGUAUUUCUCUUUGAACUUAUUUUACUGAUUAUGCCUUUUGAGGGAGUUUAAUUUUAAUAUAUCAGACGCCAAGUAUUUUUCAAGUUAUAAAGAAAUAAUUAUUAUAUUUUAUUUCUUAAUAUUAUUCUCAUUUAAGAAAUAUAUCUUUGUGCAAUAUUGCAUAUAUUUUUGUGGCUUUAUUUAUUAUAUAUAUUUUCCUUAGUAUAUGAUAUUUUUGUCUCACCGCCAACCAUUUAAGACCAAUUUUUACUAGGUAUAUGAGCCAUUUCAAGCUUCAGUCCAUUCUUUUUUAUCCUGCAAUCUUUCAUUACUGCUAGACUAUGUUACUUCUUGUAUUGUAGCCUCUACCUGGGAAACUAGAGGCUUCAAUACAAAGCCGUUGAAUUUGAAAUAAAUAACUGGUUAACUGAUCUGAUGCCAGACGAGAGGCUGUGAUUAAACCGUCUUGUUGGUUUUUCCAUUCUCCGGUAUAAACAUGAAAAUCUUAUCCUGAUCUUAGCAGGCAGUAUCGACAUUGUGCCUUAUUUUCUAUAUUUUAGCCGUUGUGUUGCGCAUUUAUGAUAUAUGGAAUGUAUGUGGUAUCGUCUCAGAAGCUACUUUUUUCUUUAUAUUUUCAAUGAUUCCAGAAGAGUAACAAAAUAAAUUUACCUAUUUUGCGCGUA
This is a messenger RNA of Styela clava, 3315 nucleotides long. The record is from RefSeq and is a predicted model, not a curated record. Lineage: Eukaryota; Metazoa; Chordata; Ascidiacea; Stolidobranchia; Styelidae.